AUGAAUAUCUUUAUACACUCUCCUGCUGGUGCUGUUUUCAAAUUGAUGUUCGAGCAUACUGACAUCAUUGGGAGUAUUGAGAACAGGCUCAAUUGCCAAGAUCCAAUAAUUUGUUUUCACAAUAAUAUUAUCCUCGAAAAGCACUUUUCGUUUGAUUUUUACGAUGUCAAAGAUGGAGAUCAUAUAUACACCACCAGCGAAAAUGGAAGGUCAAAUCUUAAAUUGUGCCAAAAAUUAUCCAAAUCAAUAACAAUCACCAAUCAGCAUGAUAGAUUUUCUCUAGAGAAUUCUUGUUUGAGACUUAUAGACAUGACCUUUGUUAGAGCCGAAGGUUCAUAUAGCGCAAAUCUCAAAUUAGUUAAUUGGUAUAAUAACUUGCAGAAAACAGAAACUACCUUCUACCAGACAACCCCAACAAUCUUACCAGAGAAAUCUAAGUCUCCUUGCUCUGAUCCUCUCCCUACUCUAUGGUAA
Trichomonas vaginalis G3 is the source of this 474-nucleotide messenger RNA. RefSeq lists its product as uncharacterized. Bases 1 to 474 code for a protein of 157 amino acids. The record is from RefSeq and is a predicted model, not a curated record. NCBI's taxonomy places the organism in Eukaryota, Parabasalia, Trichomonadida, Trichomonadidae. The transcript has a single exon.